UUUUACCAAAAAAAUAUUCAAUUUUACCCUUUUUCACAUAAAACUACUAUUUUUUACUCCAGUUUAUCUAUUUGUGGUAUAUUUUUGACCUGAACUUUCUAGAAUUUUGACGUAUACCCGUGUUUUUAACCUUUUUGAUGUGUAUUAGUGUGUGGUGUAGUAAAAUUGUGAAAAUAAAUAAAGUGUAGCGUAGUGAAAUUGUGUUCUUCUUUAACAGAUAUUCUAUAAGUGAUGGCGCCUGUCAAAUUUGGACUCUUCAAAGCGAGGAGUAGGGAACAGGAGCAACCUUCAACGGAGAACCUUCUGCAGAACAGCACCAGCUCUGAACCAGCUACCCCCGGUUCUCCAAUCCCAUCGACGAGUAAAGGACAGAGUGCAGAUGAUUUCUACUCGCCAGACAUAUCGGUAUUGCAGCUCGACAGUGAUGACGAAGAUAUCGGUUCAGAAAAACCUACGCCCACUAGACGAGUUAGUCAUAGCAGUGUUACAGAAGACCCACUGCUGAACUACCAGCAACUGACCAACAACUCCUCAGAUACCCUUAUAGACGAUGACGCUACCUCCUGCGACGCCAACUCCAUACAAUUCGACGAGAGCUCUAUAGCGCCCAGCGAGGACCUGUCUGUGUAUUGUCUGAAGAAGAAGAAGAAUACCCUGAGGAGUAAGGAGGUGCAGCAGCUACGGGACUUGGAUAUGUGGAGGGCCAGUGACGUGGAAGUUAUGCAGCGCCGACAGCUAAGCUACCAGCAACUGACCAACAACUCCUCAGACACCCUUAUAGACGAUGACGCUACCUCCUGCGACGCCAACUCCAUACAAUUCGACGAGAGCUCUAUAGCGCCCAGCGAAGACCUGUCUGUGUAUUGUCUGAAGAAGAAGAAGAAUACCCUGAGGAGUAAGGAGGUGCAGCAGCUACGGGACUUGGAUAUGUGGAGGGACAGUGACGUGGAAGUUAUGCAGAACCUCCUAAGUCGGAGCGGCAACCUAAACGACCAGUUCAAAUGGGAGGCGAUCGCGACCGCCAGGGGGCUCUGCACACUCACAGAUAACUGCACGUGCACAGACUGUGCACGUGCCAAGUACCUGGCGGGGAUGGCGGAUGGAGAUGGUGGAAUGUCAGCCGCACCGUUGCUAAGUGUAGGAUGUGUUUUACAGUAAGGUAUCAGUUAAAGACUGUACUUAAGGAUUUUUUGUAUGUAAUUAGAUAUCCUUUUUAUACAUAAAUUCUCUUGAAGUCUAGAUUAUUUUAGACAACAGUGAAACACAAAAUGUGACAGAUGAUAUGAUUCGUUUCUCAUUUUGGUGUGACAAUGAUAUGACUCGUUUUCUUAUGAUAUUUGAUAAAAUCUCCCUAUAACAGUGUAAGUUGUGAAAGACACGGCUCUGCACACUCACAGACAACUGCACGUGCACAGAUUGUGCACAAUGUGCACGUGCCAAGUAUCUGGCGGGGAUGGCGGAUGGGGAUGGUGGGAUGUCAGCGGCACCGUUGCUAAGCGUAGGGUAUGUCUUACAGUAAGGUACAUACAAUUUGAAGCUAGCAAUGAAAAGA
Molecule: messenger RNA, 1552 nt
Organism: Leguminivora glycinivorella
Lineage: Eukaryota; Metazoa; Arthropoda; Insecta; Lepidoptera; Tortricidae
Exons: 7
Coding region: 232-1158 (308 amino acids)
Source: RefSeq, a predicted model, not a curated record